Thunnus maccoyii (southern bluefin tuna) is the source of this 5404-nucleotide messenger RNA. RefSeq names its product cytochrome P450 26B1 (gene cyp26b1). The transcript has 7 exons. Lineage: Eukaryota; Metazoa; Chordata; Actinopteri; Scombriformes; Scombridae. The record is from RefSeq and is a predicted model, not a curated record. Gene Ontology annotation, molecular function: oxidoreductase activity, acting on paired donors, with incorporation or reduction of molecular oxygen; iron ion binding; heme binding. Bases 1065 to 2603 code for a protein of 512 amino acids. Gene Ontology annotation, biological process: sterol metabolic process.
GAGAGAGAGGAGCGCUCUCAGAAACAGAAAGGUACACAGAGAAGAGAGUGGACGACAGAAAGUAAGAGAAGCAGUAGGAGGACGGUGGCUCCUGAGCAUCUCCUGCGCACCUUUUCGUUUCUGCACUCUGCACGGAUCUUAAAAAGUCUACACUUUACUUUAUCUUCCUCGAGUUUGCUCCAGACAGAGAUUAAAACUUUUGCAAAGAGAUCUUUUAAAAAAAAAAAAAUCUUCUUUUUUUUUUCUUUUUUGGAUUUGAGAGAGACGCGAUUCCUGGAAGAGUUUUCGUUCAUUUUUUCCCCCAAAACCAAGUCUUUCCAUCCCUCGAGAAGUUUUAAAAAGUAAAGCCCUUGUUAGUUCCAAGGCUCGGCUCACUUUUUCCACGUGUCCCACGCGUCCCAGCUUUUGACAUAAACGUGUCACCUUGAGAUUUUUGGUUACCUUCAAGUUUCAGACUUUUUUUUUUUUUGGUAAAAACAAACUUAAUUUUAAGUCACUGAGCCUCAAACGAGACCAAAAAUGAGAUUUCAAACAGCAGGACAGUCCCCAGUCUUGUGUGAUUCUUGUCCCAAAUUCUUAAAUCAUUAAAGCUAAGUGGGUUUUAAUGCUUUGAUUUUUUUUUCUCACUUUACAAGCUGAGGUGUGAUACGGAAGAUACGGGGAGCCUGGUUGCACAGCUCACCUGUAGCAUCUCCUCUGCUCAGCCGACACUUUGAUUUGCACUUUUUUAAAAAAAAAAAACAAAAACGCACAGACACGCCACUUUGUGACUAUUUUAAGAUAGAAAUCCAGUCUAUCUGAAAGAAAAAUCGCACUCCACACAGUUCAUUCAUUCUGAAAACACAGCCGCCUCUUGUCACCUCCAGAGGGCUUUGGAGUGCGUAAAGGACUGCUGCGCUUUUACGCAAAAAAAAACUUUAAAAUCCAACUAAUUCACCCUCCCGGGGAUCCAAUCUACCCAAUUUUUGUCACUGAUACAAAGUUUGGCGACACUUCAGCGCAACUUUCACCCGUUUUUGAAAGUCUUCAAGAGCUCCAGAGAGACCGCCGGGCUCUCCAUCAUCAUGCUGUUCGACAGUUUCGACCUCGUCUCGGCGCUGGCCACCCUGGCCGCCUGCCUGGUGUCCAUGGCGCUGCUCCUCGCCGUCUCCCAGCAGCUGUGGCAGCUCAGAUGGACGGCCACGCGGGAUAAAAACUGCAAGCUGCCCAUGCCUAAAGGAUCCAUGGGCUUCCCCUUCAUCGGCGAGACCUGCCACUGGCUUCUGCAGGGUUCGGGCUUCCACGCGUCGAGGAGGCAGAAGUACGGCAACGUGUUCAAGACCCACCUGCUGGGUCGACCUCUAAUCCGGGUGACGGGCGCCGAGAACGUGCGCAAGGUGCUGAUGGGCGAGCACACGCUGGUGACGGUGGACUGGCCUCAGAGCACCGCCACGCUGCUGGGACCCAACUCGCUGGCCAACAGCAUCGGAGACAUCCACCGCAAGAGGAGGAAGGUGUUUGCCAAAGUGUUCAGCCACGAGGCCUUGGAGUCCUACCUCCCCAAAAUCCAGCAGGUCAUCCAGGAGAGCCUCCGAGUGUGGAGCUCCAACCCUGAGCCCAUCAAUGUCUACAGGGAAAGCCAGAGAUUGUCAUUCACCAUGGCGGUGAGGGUGCUGCUGGGCUUCAGGGUGUCAGAAGAGGAGAUGAGGCAUCUGUUCUCAACCUUCCAGGACUUUGUUAACAACCUCUUCAGCCUGCCCAUAGACCUGCCAUUUAGCGGCUACAGGAAGGGUAUCCGUGCACGAGACACACUGCAGAAAAGCAUAGAGAAAGCCAUCAGGGAAAAGCCGCUGUGUACCCACGGGAAGGAUUACAGCGACGCACUUGAUGUCCUGAUGGAGAGCGCCAAAGAGAACGGCACUGAGCUCACCAUGCAAGAACUGAAGGAGUCGACCAUCGAGCUGAUCUUUGCCGCCUUCGCCACCACUGCCAGUGCCAGCACCUCCCUCAUCAUGCAGCUCCUCCGCCACCCUGCUGUGCUGGAGCGCCUCAGGGAGGAGCUGAGAGCCAGGGGCCUCCUCCAUAACGGCUGCCUCUGCCCUGAAGGAGAGCUGAGGCUGGACACCAUCGUCAGCCUCAAGUACCUGGACUGUGUCAUCAAGGAGGUCCUGAGACUCUUUACUCCCGUCUCAGGGGCCUACCGGACCGCCAUGCAGACCUUUGAGCUUGAUGGAGUCCAGAUUCCGAAGGGCUGGAGUGUGAUGUACAGCAUUCGGGACACUCACGACACCUCAGCUGUCUUCAAGGAUGUGGACGCCUUCGACCCUGACCGCUUCAGCCAAGAGCGAGGUGAAGACAAAGAGGGACGCUUCCACUACCUGCCCUUUGGCGGUGGGGUCCGGUCUUGCCUGGGGAAGCAGCUCGCCACCCUCUUCCUCCGCAUCCUGGCUAUCGAGCUGGCAAGCACCAGCCGCUUCGAGCUGGCCACCCGGCAGUUCCCCCGCGUGGUCACAGUACCUGUGGUCCACCCGGUUGACGGGCUGAAGGUCAAGUUCUACGGCCUGGACUCCAACCAGAAUGAGAUCAUGGCCAAGUCUGAAGAGCUGCUUGGAGCGACGGUUUGAAGGGCGGAAAGUUAACGAGUAGGGGGGGUGAGUGAUUGAAGAAGAUUGAAGGAAGGAAAGAAGGAAUUUCAGAGUUAUUUUUUCUUCUCCACCUUUGCUCUGCCAAGUUGAAGGUUCCUUUUCAGACUAAAAGAAAAGUAGAAGUCUUCGCCUCUUGUUACAACUGAUGAUGUUUGGGACUUUCCUCCAAGAAAGGAAGAAGCUGCCAAAAAAAAAAGUUCUUAAUUAUGCUCUAUUCUCUGUAUUUUUUUAAAGAAAUAUACAAACAAAAUGUAUGUACAAAAAAGCUAUGUAAUAUAAUUUGAAAGAGAAUGUGGGUAGUGCACAAUGGGAGAAAGAGAAGUAUGGUGGUACUUUUGGUGAAAUGAAGUGUUGACAUUAGAAAAGUAAAAGUAAAGACGGUUGUGGAGGGAAGGCGAGAUGGAUGAAACAGGGUAUAGGAUGAAAGAAUAUGAUAUUUUAGCAUUUUGCUUGUGCUUAAUCAAAAUCAAUGAACCAUUUCAGUUGUCUACCAGGGUAAAAGAGAUGGAUAUAUAGUUGUAAGACUGCAAGUUUUAGAUUUACUGGUCCAAGCUGGUAAAUCUGGGGCUAGCAUUCUUCACAGUGCCACCCAGAUGCAACUCAUGUUUUCUGCUUAUUUGAAAAAGAUUUGAAAGAAUGACAGAAAUCAGUGGUGGCUUUUUUUUUUUCAGGUGUUUUUCGUCAAAGGUUCAUCAAAAUUCAAAUUGUUUACUAGCUUACAGAUGUAGUCAAAAGGAUCAUAGCACAAUGGGUAGCAGGUUGUGACACGAAUAGAUAAUGCUGCUGAGCUUGUCAGAUUGGCUCCGCACCAUAUCUUCAAGCUAUCAUGAUGCAGUAAAUACUUUGACCAGUUUAAAUUUGUACUGCUAAUUGUGGUCAAGUAUCAAUUCAGGCAGUGAAGGAAAGGGCUGAAAAUGAGGGAUGUAGCUCUGAUGGGGAAGAUGUACUGGCUUGAUAUUUUAAAGGGAAGAACACAUAACAUUUUGAAGUGAUGUAAAUGGGCAAUUUGUUUUAUUUCCUACUUGACCUGCUGUUUUUUUUUUUGUUUUUUUUUUCUCGUGAAGAGGCCUCUACACUUGAUGAUCCUCACUGAUUUUCAACACAACAGUAGAAUAAGCUUCAGCUCUCAAAUUACCAACAUUAUAAGAAAACAAUAUAAAGGACAUAACAGGUGAGAGUCACAGAGUUUUUAUUCUAGCAAUCUUAGUGCUUGAGUGAAAGAAGAGUGCAGUUUACAUCCAGUAACUCUUCAAGAUACUUCUUUAGGAGGUAAAUCCUUGAUGGAAGAUCAGUACCAUCAUUAUAGCUUUUUCAUUAUUCAAACUGACAGUCUAUUCUUUUUUUUUGGGUUCCAGUUUAUAAACGAACUGGAAGCAAUCAAUAGAAACUGCACUCACAAGACAAAGAAACUGCAAAAAAACUUAUUCCUAGCUUUCCUUACGAUCUGUAUGUCCGCUGAAAACUUUGCAUCACUCUCCUCUUCGUCGAAGUUGCCCACUUGCAUUGACUCAAAAUGUUGCCCAUAUACAGCAUAGCAUAUCCCAGUAAACUUGAUGGUAUGUGUAAACUCAGGUGCAGAGUAGACAUUGUGGUGAAUAACAAAUAAGCCUUUUGCUUUUUGAUAUUUAACUUUGAACAUAAAAAAGCUGCACAUAAAAAAGACUAUCACUUAACUCACUGUUGAAGUUUCAGAGCUGGACCGAUUACUCUUUGAAAAGCUGUCGAUUGCUCUGCUUUCUGUUCACAUUAACAAAAUGAUAUCAGGGGUUUCCAGUAGCUCUCACUUGACGUAUUACCUUCUGCAACCAUUUUGUAUCCCCCACCCCCCCAAGGAAGCAAUUUCGGUGAAAUUAAACAAUAAGAAUUCCCAAUUGGCUUCACACAAGAUUAAAGAAAUUAAAUCCAGGUCAAACAGUAAUGAGGUCCAGGUCUACUUUGUAAACUCUUUGAACCUGUGCUUUGAUACAUAAACUACACUUCCAAGUUGCAUUGAGAUUGUACCUCUACGUCAGACGGCGACUUUGUCCCGCGACGAGGACACGAUAGAGAACUUGCUCUCACAAAGUGGCGCAACUUCCUGAGCUGGAGGAGGAGAAAAGACAGAGGGGAUAAGGUGGAGUUGGAGAAGACCUACAUAAAUGCUGCUUGAGUGUUGCUUUGUCAUUCUGUGUUUAUUUGUGUGCUGUUUUUUUUUUUUUGUUUUGUUUUGGUUUUUUUUGAUUUUCCCAUCUCCUUGGGGCAGCCAUUUUGAAUUCUGUGGGGAAGGUGAUGUUCUGUCUUGCUGCUCCUCCAAUCAACGCUAAGAAUGCAAAACAAAAUAAAUUCCAUGGUUUAAGCAACUUUAUUAGCUGAAAGAGAUUUAUUGUUCGAGGUGAUUGCACAAUCAGAACUCUCAGAGCUUUUGUGUUUAAUGAUCGGAGAGGAAGUGUUUUUGAAAAUUUUCCAUACAUGGAAAGCUUCUACAACGGAACUCUGGGACUUGCUGACGGAACUCUGGGACAUUCCAGAACCCUCAAACGGAGUUCUAAGAACUGAAGCCUGAGAGAGAAGGACCAAUGAGGUUUCAGGAGACCAAUGAGGUUGUCCAAUAGCAUUCCAGAUGGACUCUGCCUGUGCCAGACAUUGUUCACUCUUUCUACCAACCACACCACUGAUUUCUUCAUGAUAAAAAGAUAUGAAAAUACAUUUUUUUUGCUGCUUUUCUUGUGUACAUUUUCUAAUUGAGAGUUCUAGAUUGCAACAAUAGUUUGUAUCGAGUGAGAUUUGCUAUUUCUUAUAUA